This is a messenger RNA of Centruroides sculpturatus (bark scorpion), 694 nucleotides long. RefSeq names its product MICOS complex subunit MIC19-like. The transcript has a single exon. Gene Ontology annotation, biological process: inner mitochondrial membrane organization. Lineage: Eukaryota; Metazoa; Arthropoda; Arachnida; Scorpiones; Buthidae. The record is from RefSeq and is a predicted model, not a curated record. Bases 20 to 598 code for a protein of 192 amino acids. Gene Ontology annotation, cellular component: MICOS complex.
CUUUAUAUCACGUGAUCGGAUGACGUUUUCAUAUAAAGUAUUCGAUCGUCCCGUCGUCCUCUACGGAAGGGGAGAAGUCGAGAUGGGAAAUAAUACUAGUACCAAACGCAUUACGUUAGUUAACGACUCCGGUAAUAUCAUUCAAGUUUCCGAUGCCGUAGUGAGACGUUUAAAAGGAGGUGACGAUAGAAAGGAUCAUAAGGCGACAGAAUCGGACGAUACCUUUCCACCCGUAAUAGUCGAACAUCAGACUGCCCAAAACCGAGAACAUUUAUGCGAGGAAGACUCCCGGUUAAGCAAAGAACAUUCCAAUCGGGCUGCAGAAGUUAAUUCUGGAAACGUAACAUUUCAAGAAUUGGAAAAUGAAAACAUACAUUUGUUACAGCUGCUGACAGAAAAGCUGGAUAAAUCCAUAGAUGAUGUGGAGAAAAAAUAUUUCAACAGACCAUCGCUAGAUGUCUGCCAGGAAAUGCAAGAUAAAGUUUUAAAUUGUUAUGAAAAUAAUUCUGCCAAUACGUUGAAUUGUCAUAAAGAAGUAGCGCAGUUUCAGAGAUGUGUGGAUGGAGUGAGAUUUAGAGUGUUAGUGAACAAACAGUGAUGCCCUUUUAAUAAUAGUUCAAUCAAGUUUAAAAAUAUAGAUGUAAGACUGUAGAUUCUUAUACAGUUGGUUAAUAAAAAACGGUUUGCGUUUUGA